Messenger RNA from Guillardia theta CCMP2712, 2439 nucleotides. RefSeq lists its product as hypothetical. The transcript is spliced from 22 exons. The coding region runs from base 1 to 2385 and encodes 794 amino acids. Lineage: Eukaryota; Cryptophyceae; Pyrenomonadales; Geminigeraceae. Gene Ontology annotation, molecular function: protein binding. The record is from RefSeq and is a predicted model, not a curated record.
AUGUCGGGCAAGGCUGGAGGAAGAGCGGGGGAGGACGUCGCAACCUUCGGGGCAGUCGAGAGGCUCGAGGCUGUCGACAGGAUGCAGCAGCUGAAGAGGCUCCAUCAACCCCGGGAGAGCGACAAGCCUGAUGGCAGACAUGCGCGGUUCUUGGAGGAGAAGGAGCCUCUGUCUUGCUCUGCCCCAGAGAGCCCAGACGUCGAGGACAUGCACCUGGCGCUCAUACAAGCUUACAACAACCAGCUCGUGGUAUGGAAGGUGAGGUACGACCUCCGUCCUGUCGUCCGGUUCGCGUGGUGGGACAGCAGCGAUGGGAAGCACGGAGGGUACAAGAUAAGAGUGGAGGUGUCUGAGAGUGAGAGAAAGACAAUCAACGAAUACGACUUGUUCCCCGCUGAGAGAAGCUCCAUAACGCUUGUCACCGCAACUCAUCAGAGCAUUGAGCUACCGUACACUACAUGCUCCUUUUGCAGUGCCGAUAGUUUCGGGCCAGCAGGCUUUAUCUUUGUUGCACCGAAGGGCAUCUCAUUUCCCAUCAAUGCUGUGCUGGUUCUGCCUUCGGUGGAGAAGCAGCUCCAGAGAGCGAGGCAAGAGUCAGAGAAGCGUUUCGUGGAGAGAGAAUUGGAACGGCAGUACAAGAUUCAAGAUGAUAUGAAUAAGCUCAGAAUCAGACAGAGGCGUUUCGAAAGGAGGCAAGACAUCGAAUACAGGUUUCACAACAUCCUUGAGCGAUCAAGAAAAGAAGCAACCACACAGCCAAUCGCACAAGCUCUCUAUGAGUCCCAGGACUUUCCUUACAUGCAUGCUGUUUGGAAGCAGCUGAAGCCGGCCGGUGUUUAUCCUCCUCCCGACAAGCAUCCGAUAGUCGUCAAGUAUUAUGCCGAGAUGACUUCAGUGCAGGGGGUGGAAGUGAACGUGUUGACGUUCGAGGUCUGGAGCAGGAGCUUUGACGUUAGGUACACCAUCCACCUUCAGGUUCAAGACGCGAUCACAGGGAGAGUGAUCAACACGUCUGUGCCAGGGAUACUGCUGUACACAUGGAGCAGGAUACACGUUUUCAACGCUGAGUCUGCCCCGAGUGCAAGGGACGCACCGUCACUCUGCUACGCCAAGAGGAGGCUGUGGCUGUUCGGAGGGAAGACAAGGGGCGGGCAGUACAAGACAUUCUACGAUGACCUGUGGACAUACGAUUACGACACCAACGAGUGGACUCUGUACACAAAGGCCGAGCAGAUAACGAACGCUAAGGGAGAAAUCAAGAGGAAGAAGGGCGUUCAUGGGAAGCGACCUCCUGGAUCCAGCUCAGCCAUACUGCUGCACCGCAGAACUGAGAGCGGCGAGUUCUUGUACCUUGCGGGGGGCAACACGCACAGCAGCAAGAGGAGAGACGUCCGGAAGCUCGACAUUUCGAGGAACUCAUCGACGUACCUCAAGUGGAGUGAGCUGAUCGCGCACGGGGAGAGCCAAGUGGCGGCCAUGGUCUCUACGUUGCAGGAAGGAGAUGAGGAGGUGAAAGGGGAUCCGCCACUUAAGGGGUUCAGCCUCAAGACCCUGCACACCAGCCACCAGGUGUACUGCUCCUGCAUCGAGGACGGAGAGGUCUACGAGCUGUGCCUGUCGAGCAAGAAAUGGAGCAAGAUCCCAGUGGAGAACGUGCUGCCGUGGAAGACCAGCAAGGUGCUCCUGGCCGACCUCAAGAUCAAGGUCCGCUUCAUCCUCGUCGACUUCUUCACCAAGUCUCCGAGCGAGGGGUACCCGGCGGUUGAGACGGGGGAGAUCUGGAGGAUCUACUCUAAAGUGAACGCCAACGACGAUCGUGAAGACGCCCGCAAGGAGUGGAUGCUCUGCCCCAAUCAGACCGUCCAGUUCGUGUCGGCUCCUUGCUUCGGAGACGUUCCCGGCAUGCAGGAGGGAGAGGAGGGAGGCGAGCUGGGAGGCGAGCUGGAGGAGCCUGAGCCUGCUGACCUCAGCCAAGACUGGGUGGUCGGGAGAGAUGCGUACCCUCAAGUGGGGCUGCUCGUUCAGAGGCGGAAGGACAAGGGAGUAGGGGGCGGAGCAGGGCUGGUGAUCGACGUGUUCACCGUUGAGGAUGCGGGGGGCAAGGAGGAGAAGGUCUGCAGAGUUCGAUGGAACGAGACAGGGGAUGAAGAGAACUUCUCUCCCUCACAGCAAGGAGACUACGACUUGAAGAUGUGCAUCGACAGUGAUCUCUACGCAACGAGGAAUGCGUCGAAUGAGUUGUGGUCACUUGAUAUCAUCGAGCCCACAGAUCAUAAAGACACCAUGUCAGAGCUGGAAUCAAUCAGGCUUGCUCAAGGCUUCACAGAUGCCAAUGUCCUCAAGACGGUUCUGGGGAGAACCUUUCGCACAAGUUCUUCAUCGUGAACUUGAAAUCUCCAUGUUGUUGCAAUCUUGUAUUAUUUCUUUCGUUUUCAACUC